AUGGCUGUGGUGCAAGCUGGACCCAUACCCGGCAACUACGAUAUGGUUAUGGUCGAUGAUAAUCUCCCAUCUGAAUCGAUACAAUUUCAAAAUUUCGAUACCUUCUACAAUGCCGAAUCGGAAAAUAAUCCAAUGUCUGAGUUGGAAAUGAUGGAAAGUCGUAGUGUUCCACGUGUAAUGCGUCGCAAAGUUAUGCAUUUGAGGGCUCCCCAGGCUCUCUCGCAAAAGGAAAUUGCUGCUCGUGCUCAGUAUGAGAUAUUCGAUGUGGCACGUGAAAGACGUAAUCAAAAGUCGCUGGUUAAGGGCAACUCCCGUCCCAAUACAAAUGGUUUGGAAUGGGAGGAAUUCGAUUAUGAUGCCUAUGUUAAACAUUGA
This is a messenger RNA of Musca vetustissima, 375 nucleotides long. RefSeq lists its product as uncharacterized. The record is from RefSeq and is a predicted model, not a curated record. Lineage: Eukaryota; Metazoa; Arthropoda; Insecta; Diptera; Muscidae. The transcript has a single exon. Bases 1 to 375 code for a protein of 124 amino acids.